AUGUCCGCCGUCCAACGCAUAGCCCGGCCCGCGCGCCGUCUACGCAUCUGUCCAUCCACCCUGCGAUCCUUCACCACCGGUCCCACCCGCCUCGCCAACACCACCACCACCACCACAACUUCCACCUCCGAGCCUCCUUCGCCACCUCGUCCUCGCAAGCCCCUCACCGCCGAGCAGCGCGCCUUCCUCUCCUCGGCUCUGCGCGUCAACCAGGCCGGCGAGCUCGCCGCCACGCUCAUCUACACGGCGCAGACGCCGCCCCUCGUGCGCGCGCACCCGCACCUCCGCCCGCUCAUGAAGCACAUGUACGACCAGGAAGCCGCGCACCUCGCCACCUUCAACGCGCUCCUCCAUAAACACCGCGUGCGCCCGACGGCGCUGUACCCGGUGUGGUCGGCGCUCGCGAGCGGACUCGGGUGGUCCACGGCCGUGCUCGGCCGCGAGGCCGCCAUGGCGUGCACCGAGGCCGUCGAGACCGAGAUCGGGGGCCACUACAACGAGCAGAUCCGCAGCCUUCUCGAGAUGGUAACGGCGUGGGAGGCCGAGGGCUACGAGGUCGGCCCCGAGAUCGCGGAGCUGAUUGGCACGCUGAGGCGGAUCCGCGACGAGGAGCUCGAGCACCUAGACCAUGCCGUCGAGCAUGAUGCGAAAAAGGCGGAUCCGCACUGGCUGCUCACGGGUGUCAUUCGCGCGGGCUGUCGCGGUGCCAUCUGGGUCAGCGAAAGGGUCUGA
Molecule: messenger RNA, 732 nt
Organism: Akanthomyces muscarius
Lineage: Eukaryota; Fungi; Ascomycota; Sordariomycetes; Hypocreales; Cordycipitaceae
Exons: 1
Coding region: 1-732 (243 amino acids)
Biological process (GO): ubiquinone biosynthetic process
Cellular component (GO): mitochondrial inner membrane
Molecular function (GO): 3-demethoxyubiquinol 3-hydroxylase activity
Source: RefSeq, a predicted model, not a curated record